CAAAAAAAAAAAACCUCAGCCACUGAAUUUGCUUUCUUCAGUGUAUAUAAAGUUUCCAUUAUGUUUCAUUCUCUUUAGCAUCAAUCAAUUCUCUUGCUGCUCACUGAACCAUUCUUUACCCUUAAUUGUUCUCUUCUUCAACCACAGAAUCAGACACAGGAGAACUAUUUCUAGUUCCCCCAAACACUUCAAUUACAAGUUAACAUGGCAGCUCCUUUAGCCACUGAGACCACUAGUGUUCCCCAAGAAAUGGUUGACCUUGAGCAAAAUGGUCAGGCCGAAAGGGCUCGGUGGGUUCUCAAUCCUCCCGAGCCACCGAGCUUCUGGUUCGAGCUCGUCGGUUCAGUGAGGGAUGCUCUAUUGCCUGAUGGGAGUGAGUUGCUCCGUUCUUUCAAGAAUGGAGAACAUGUGUUCAAACCUUUUGUUUCAGUGUUGCAGGCAAUUUUUCCUAUUCUUGUUUGGUCUAGAAAUUAUAAGGCUACUAAGUUCAAGAAUGAUGUUUUGGCUGGCUUAACUCUUGCUAGCCUCUGCAUUCCUCAGGGAAUUGGAUAUGCAACUUUGGCAAAGCUUGAUCCUCAAUAUGGCCUAUAUACCAGUGUAAUUCCGCCUCUAAUUUAUGCUAUGAUGGGAACUUCAAGGGAGAUCGCAAUCGGACCCGUCGCAGUUGUUUCACUACUUUUAUCCUCAAUGAUUCAGAAAAUAGAAGAUCCUGUUAGCAAUCCAAUUGCCUACAGAAAUCUAGUUCUUACCGCAACAUUUUUCGCCGGAAUUUUUCAGGCUACCUUUGGGAUAUUCAGGCUGGGAUUUCUUGUGGAUUUCCUAUCCCAUUCUGCAAUUGUUGGAUUCAUGGCAGGAGCAGCCAUUGUUAUUGGUCUUCAGCAACUAAAAGGACUACUUGGCAUUUCUCAUUUCACAAAUAAGACUGAUAUUAUCUCUGUCCUGAAGGCUACUUGCAUCUCAGCUAACCAUUCUUGGAAUCCUCUUACUUUCAUACUUGGAUGCUCAUUUCUCACUUUUAUCCUUACAGCCAGAUAUUUGGGCAGAAAAAACAAGAAACUCUUCUGGUUGCCAGCAAUUGCUCCACUAGUUUCUGUAAUUCUAUCGACUCUGAUAGUAUACCUGACCAGAGCUGAUAAACAUGGUGUAAACAUUAUCAAACACAUCAAAGGAGGAUUAAAUCCAAGCUCAAUCCAUCACUUGCAGUUCACCCAUCCCCACAUUGGACAAAUUGCUAAAAUUGCACUUAUAGUUGCUGCUGUUGCACUCACGGAGGCAAUUGCAGUAGGCAGGUCUUUUGCAGCAGUAAAAGGAUACCAAUUAGAUGGUAACAAAGAAAUGGUAGCUAUGGGAGUCAUGAAUAUUUUCGGAUCCAUCUCUUCUUGCUAUGUUGCAACUGGUUCAUUUUCGCGGAGCGCUGUGAAUAUCAGCGCUGGAUGUGAGACGGCAGUGUCGAAUAUUGUGAUGGCGAUUACUGUGAUGAUAUGUUUAGAAUUUAUGACGAGGCUCUUAUACUUCACCCCGGUUGCGAUUCUUGCUUCAAUUAUUCUUUCUGCGCUGCCUGGACUAAUUGAUGUUCAUGAAAUCUGCAAUAUUUGGAAGGUUGAUAAGCUUGAUUUUCUUGCUUGCGUUGGAGCUUUUCUUGGUGUUUUAUUUGCGUCAGUGGAGAUUGGUCUGCUAGCUGCGGUGGCAAUAUCAUUUAUGAAGAUCAUUAUAAUAUCAGUUGGAGCUGGGACUGAAAUAGUGGGAAGAAUACCAGGAACUGAAGUGUUUGGAGAUGUUGAUCAAUAUCCUAUGGCCAUUAAAACUCCACCUGUCCUUAUAAUUCGCGUUAAAUCUGGUUUUCUAUGUUUUGCCAAUGCUAAUUUUGUUAAACAAAAGAUUAUGAAAUGGGCAACUAUGGAAGAAGAAGAUGACACCAAAGGGAACAGGAAAAGGACUUUUCAGCUUGUAAUACUUGACAUGUCUAAUUUGACAAAUAUAGACAUAGCAGGAAUUGCUUCACUUAAAGAACUUCAUAAGAAUCUCAUUUCAAAUGGAAUAGAGCUGGCUAUCAUUAAUCCAAAGUGGCAAGUGAUUCAGAAGCUAAUAUUAAGCAACUUUGUGAGCAAAAUUGGAGGAAAAAUCUUCUUAACAGUUGGAGAAGCUGUGGAUGCUUGUCUUCAUCCUAAAAUAACUGCAAUUUAAUUGAUACUCCAGUCCGAAUUAGUCAAUGUUAAUGUGGUGAUCAAAUAUCAGAUACUAUUAAAUUAGAGAUAAAUAAAUUAAAAGCAGCAUGGUGUAUUUUGAUUUCAUUAA
Molecule: messenger RNA, 2295 nt
Organism: Mercurialis annua (annual mercury)
Lineage: Eukaryota; Viridiplantae; Streptophyta; Magnoliopsida; Malpighiales; Euphorbiaceae
Product: sulfate transporter 2.1-like
Exons: 12
Coding region: 205-2184 (659 amino acids)
Biological process (GO): transmembrane transport
Cellular component (GO): membrane
Molecular function (GO): secondary active sulfate transmembrane transporter activity
Source: RefSeq, a predicted model, not a curated record